CGCAGCGCGCAUGCUCCGUGCGCGGCGCCCCCGACUCGCCGCUCGGCUCCGCUCGGGCAUUUCCGCCUCUUUGUUUUAAACUCCGGACGGGUUUUUUUCUCCUGCUCCUGGGGGGACCCGGAGGCAGCGGCGCCCCCCCCCGGCGCUGCCCCGCGUGCGCCCCGCUCGCCGCAGCCGAGCCGGCAGGCUUCAAAAUGUAGCAGAGGGCUCCCGGCUGCCAUGGACAGAAAAUGGACAGAGAGCGAGGGACAGAAGGGAGGCGCACAGGUGAAGACCCACGGGGCAGAGUGAGGCCGCCGGCGAGGACGCGCAGCAUCGGAGCAGCAGCCUGAGCGCCCAAUGCGAAGGCCGGAGGAGAGGGCCGCAGACAUCUAGAGAGAAGCCAAAGAUGUUGACGAGAAAGAUUAAGCUCUGGGACAUAAACGCCCACAUCACCUGCCGCCUGUGCAGCGGGUAUCUCAUCGACGCGACCACGGUGACCGAGUGUCUGCACACGUUCUGUCGGAGUUGCCUGGUCAAGUACCUGGAGGAGAACAACACCUGCCCCACGUGUAGGAUCGUGAUCCACCAGAGCCACCCGCUGCAGUACAUCGGUCAUGACAGGACCAUGCAGGACAUUGUUUACAAACUGGUUCCGGGCCUUCAAGAAGCGGAAAUGAGGAAGCAGAGGGACUUCUACCACAAGUUAGGCAUGGAGGUGCCCGGAGACGUCAAGGGGGAGACCUGUUCUGCAAAGCAGCACCUCGACCCCCAUCGGAACGGUGAAACCAAAGCAGAUGACAGUUCGAACAAAGAAGCAGCAGAGGAGAAGCAGGAGGAGGACAACGACUACCACCGAAGCGACGAGCAGUUGGCAGAGAAACAUGUGCUUGCUCUGAAACAUCCUGAACGUAAAAGAAUUGAAGCCCAGACCCUGCACACGACUCCCCAGGUGAGCAUCUGUCUGGAGUGCAACAGCAGCAAACUACGCGGCCUGAAACGGAAGUGGAUCCGCUGCUCGGCCCAGGCCACGGUCCUGCACCUGAAGAAGUUCAUCGCCAAAAAACUUAACCUUUCGUCUUUCAAUGAGCUGGACAUUUUAUGCAAUGAGGAAAUCCUGGGCAAGGACCACACGCUCAAAUUUGUGGUUGUCACGAGAUGGAGAUUCAAGAAGGCACCGCUCCUGCUGCACUACAGACCCAAGAUGGACCUGCUCUGAGCGCGGCCCCGCGCCGGGCCCCACUGCAUGCGGGUGUUGCCUGCGGUGUCGCAGGACCAGAUUCCUGAAUAGAGUAUUUAUAACUUUUGUAUGAGAGAAUUCACACUCGACAAGACACUACCAGCACCACGGUUACAAGACGACGAAACACUUCACAGUCUCAGCGGCCGGAGAGGCGCCUCUCGCAGACUAGAUGGUAAACACAGUGGCCACGCGACCUGUGCUCGCUUCCCGGGCCUUGAAAAUCUGGUCAUUUCCGUUUAGUUUAUGAAUUUGGGUUCACGAUAAUCCUCAAAAAUACUUGUACGUUUAUUGAACCCUCCUAAGUUAUUGAAAAAAAUAUCUCUUCUUGGUGAAUGACGAUAUUUAUGUUGCCUUUAGCUUCCUGAAGACUUACAGGUAUAUAAAUGGUUAAUUUAAAAGCAUUCCAUUAAUACUAUGAGUUAGCCACGGGAUUUAGUUUUCCACGUUAGGAGCCACGUCAGCCCGCAGCUGCCCCGCCUCGCCGGUGCCUGGGCCCCGAGGACGCGCUGCGGCCCUGGCCGAGGCCGGGAGGGUCCCCCGCCCCCCUGGACGCGGCCGGGCUGGCGCGGCCCGCAGGGCCCUGGGGCUGCCUUGGCUGGCUGGGCGCUGGCCUGCAGAGCCACCCGUGUCCUCGGACGGUGUGAGGGCCCUGGUGGCUCAGGGCUCCCGCUUAAUCUCCCUGCUUGACUCCUCCCCGUGCUCCCCAGACAGGGUGGUGGCCCGGGGGGGGGGGGCUCUCCUGGGAAGGCGCUUGGUCGGGCGGCGCAUCCGUGGGCUCUGGCGGGGCCUGCGGUCGCCUUCCCGGUUCCUCGAUGGGCCGGCGCGGCUGUGGCAGGCAGCACACUCUCGGUUCACCCCUUUCUCCUCGCAGAUGUUCAUAUUUUUGUGGAAUUAGUGAAUAAACUCUGCCAGCACAUCA
This is a messenger RNA of Nyctereutes procyonoides (raccoon dog), 2141 nucleotides long. It is a transcript of the gene PCGF3, whose product is annotated as polycomb group ring finger 3. Gene Ontology annotation, cellular component: PRC1 complex. The transcript has 12 exons. Lineage: Eukaryota; Metazoa; Chordata; Mammalia; Carnivora; Canidae. Gene Ontology annotation, biological process: regulation of transcription by RNA polymerase II. The coding region runs from base 389 to 1198 and encodes 269 amino acids. The record is from RefSeq and is a predicted model, not a curated record.